This is a messenger RNA of Choloepus didactylus (southern two-toed sloth), 3212 nucleotides long. RefSeq names its product coiled-coil domain containing 148 (gene CCDC148). NCBI's taxonomy places the organism in Eukaryota, Metazoa, Chordata, Mammalia, Pilosa, Megalonychidae. The transcript is spliced from 17 exons. The record is from RefSeq and is a predicted model, not a curated record. Bases 466 to 2265 code for a protein of 599 amino acids.
UGGAGUGAGAUGGAGGUAUUUCAGGCGUGGGAAGGGUGAGGUAAAGUAGUGUUGGGGGAUUCCCGGGCAAUGGCUCUGAAAUCUGGCUAGCUACUGCUUUGCCUUCUUGUCAGCUCCAACCGGGUAUGGUAGGGUUUGUCCCGGGCGUCAAAGGCAGGAACACGAGCCGCUAAAUGUAUCCUUGAGAGUCAGUGCCCAGAAGCGGGCAUGUCACUUCUCUGGGGCCUUGGUAGCCCUUGAGGUUAUGCUCUUUGACCUUUGACUCGUGUGCAGCUUCUGCUUCUCCAGCCUUGCACAGUCACUGGAUGUGUGCUGCUUCAGGCGGAGGCUACUCUCUGAGUCUGAAUCUGAGGAGCUGAGAGCUGGAGGUUGUCUGUAGACUGCACUCCCUGCAGCUGGGCAGCCUGUUCUGUAUUGCUUAAUAGAAAUGAUGUAGAAAACAUGAAUAAACGUGACUGACCAUUCAUGAUGAUUCAGAGAAACGCUAGCUCAGAUAGUCUGGUAUUCCAUAUGAAAAAUGGAAUGAGAAGUACCAAGUAUAAACCAAUAGAUUAUCAACAAUUACAUGCAUUGACUGAAGCAAAAAAAUUAGCAUCUGCCUCUACACAGCUAAAGAUCAGAAGAAUGGUGCAGACCUCAAAGAUAUCUAAACAAAAAACACUAAUAAAACAACAUAAGCAAGUGUGGUGGCAGGAACACCAAAGACUAAAUGAAAUCAGAUGUAAAAUGGAAUCUGAAAUACAAUCCUUUCUCAAUGAAGAAAACAUUGGAAAUGAGUAUCUUUCUGACCUUACAAAUUUUGAGCAAGAAUUAUCAGAACAAUGGUGCACCUAUCUUAAAAAUGUGGUAAGUCCUGUUCAGCAGUUAAGAGCAGAUCUGAAAUACAGACAGAAUCAUACUUUACAGCAUUUGGACCCACACGUUGAGUUUAAUGCAGUGAAAGUACUGGAAGAGGUUGACUUUGUGAAGAAACAACUGAAAGCUGUUUUUGAAAGACUCAACCUAGAGCAACAGAAAAUAGAAAAUGAUCUUUCAGACUGGAGUAUGAAAAUACAAGGUCAUUUUUUGGAAGAAAAAAGUAAUCCUCUUAGUAAACUGCCCAUGGAAUUAGAAACUUUGGAAUGCCCUUACCCUGAUUUAAAAUCUUCAAUCCUUAAUGAGUUCUGGAACUUUAUAGAGAAAUAUCAAAAGAAACUUCAAGAUGUUGAUCUUCAGUUAGAAGACAUAUACAGAAACUUCCAUUUAAAUAAAGAAGACCACUGGAUUUACCAGGCUAUUUUGGAUCAGUAUCCUAGAGAUGUCUUUGGUAGAAGAACUCUAUAUCUGGACAUGUUACAAAGAUAUUUUCCCCACAAAUCUAGGUAUGAUCUGGUUGAACAUGAGAAAUACUGUGACCAGUAUCAUUUUGCUAGAGAGCAGCGAAAGAUCUUGAUAUCAAAUUGGAAUAAGAAUAGGAAAGACUUUAUACAGAAGGCUGUGAUGACCGUUGCCGAGGCUUGUGCAGCUCAUGAAAUGGAGAGCACAUUGGCUAAAGACAGGAAAAAGCAACAGGAAUUGUGCGCUGAGUUGAAAGCCAAGCCAUAUGUGUACAUGGACCAGGUUCUUCAAUGGCGAGCCCACCAGGAAGAAGUAGUGAGAUUGGAAAUGGAUAUUUGUGCCAGAAGAAGAGAAAGGGAGGAGGAGAAAAAGAAACUGUGGAAGAAGAAGGAAUUGUUACAAAGAGAAGAGAAGAAAAACAAAAUAAGAAAAUACUGGGCUAAGAAAGAACAGAAUUGGAAAGAAAUGGAAAUGAGAGAUCUUCGGCGUCUGGAAGAACUGAAGAAAUUAAUGGCUCAACAGUCAGUAAAAGACAGAGAAAGGGUUAAAUAUCGACAAGAAUUAUUGGAAAAGCGUUUGAUGGAGAAAAAAGAAGUGGCCCUUCAAGAAGCACGUGAAGAACAAGAGAGAGAGAGGCAGCUAGAGGCCCUCAGGAAACAGGUUGCUAUUGUUGCUCAAUUUGAUCCCGUUAGAAUGAUGUCAGAUACAGUGGCAUCGAAAGCUAAGAUGGGUAUUGGGAUUGAAGAAGAAUUUAUUCUUCAAAAGCCACUCUUCACACUGAAUACAUACAAUGAACAGCAGAUAAUUUCUGAUCCUAGACUUCGGUUUGAGUUAGCACUUCGAGAAGCAGGACUUCAUAAAACAUUUUAUGCCAAAGAGAUAUUUCCAAAAAUCAAUCCUCAAAAACCUCCAAGGAAGGACAUGGAGUCUACUGUAUUCAAAAUCUAGUUCUCAUCCCCAAAUUAUAUUUUAUAUAAACAGGAUUUUUCUUUGAAUACAUUUAUAUUUAAUUACCAUAAUUGCUAUUUACUAAAAUUUUUUAAGAAUCAGACAUAGAAAUCAAAGCAUCUAUUAAAAUAACUUUCUUUUAUAAUUCUUAGAAUUUUAAGUUUUAUUUAAUAGUAUUAAAUUCCCAAAGAUUAUGGAGCUUAUGAUAUAUAUGGUACAUAUACCAUCAUUUUGUAAAUUACAUUUUGCAGAUUGCAUUAUCCUAUGAAAGGACCUCAAAAUAACAAUUUGCAAGAAGUAUAAAUUAUGAAGCCACUACCUGCUAACCUUCUUGUUAUUUCAGAAUUUGACUUUUUAAUUAUGGAAGCGUCAUUAACAUUAAUACUUCUAUUAUUUCUUGAUUAUUAUAAGAGGAGAUGCAACCUUUCUCUAAAUUUAGAAACCAAUUUGGUACACCAUGUUUACUGCAAACCAAUCAUCCAAACAAUUUCAUUUUGCAAAUUAGUCCUUAAGAAUAAAUUAGAAAUUAGAAAUAGCAUUUCAAGCAUGGGAAUAUCUGUUUUGGCUUGGAAAAAAAUGCAUUUGUAUAGUUGCUUGGAAGGAAUAUUUAAAAGUUUACAAUAAUUGGAAUUCUUUCAAAAGUUCCAAAUUAUCUAGUAAAUAUCUAGAUUUUAUUUUAAAAGGAGCAUUUCAAAUAAAAAUUAAGCAUAAAUUUAAGACUGUUUCUAGAAACUAGUUAUUUACUCAGAAUAGCAAGUCAGUGCUGUUGAAAGUUACCAAUUGUUAAUAGGAAGACCACUUGCAUUUUUUCUGUUGUGGCUGCCACCCCACCCACCCAUUCUCCAUCCACCUGUAGCCCAGGGGUUGUGGUCUCCAUGCGGUUACUGGAAUAAUGUAGAAAAGACAAAGACCAGUCUGACAGCUGGAAUCUUUGGCUUCAUGAUGUC